UUCAACCUAUCACGUGUCAUUCCUAGAUUAUUAGAAUUAACCCACUUGUUGAUUCCACUGUAUUAUUUUAUAAAUAGGAAUUAGAACAAGGGAAUGAAAGGAUGAUCAAAGGCUCGAGAAUUAUGUUCAAAAGAAUUCUUCGAUCGGCGAACGUCAAUCUAAUUGACGCAUCGAACAGGAGAACAAUAACGAUCGGGUCGAUGCCUGACAAAAAUUCACCUGAAUAUGUUGAAAAUUACAAUGGUAUGCAAAGUUUAGUAGCUAAUCUUCAAAGCCAUGUGGAAAAAGCCCAUGCUGGAGGAGGAGAAACUGCAGUUAAAAGACAUAUCUCUAAAGGAAAAUUAUUAGUGAGAGACAGAAUAAACUGUUUAUUAGAUCCAGGAACCCCAUUUUUAGAAUUAUCUCAGCUAGCCGCACACAACAUGUACCAACCUGAUUUUGUUCCUGCAGCAGGAGUUGUGACUGGAAUCGGUAGGAUAUCAGGGAGGGAAUGUAUGAUCGUGGGCAAUGAUGCCACCGUCAAAGGUGGAACGUACUAUCCAAUUACUGUAAAAAAACAUUUACGUGCUCAGGAAAUAGCAGAGGAAAACAAUUUGCCUUGUGUUUACUUGGUCGACUCAGGAGGAGCCAAUCUCCCUCACCAGGCAGACAGUUUUCCCGAUAAAAAUCAUUUUGGAAGGAUUUUUUUUAACCAAGCAAAUAUGUCUUCAAAAGGCAUUCCUCAGAUAGCUGUUGUUCUUGGGUCAUGCACUGCAGGAGGAGCCUACGUACCCGCCAUGUCUGAUGAAUCAGUGAUCGUUCGAAGACAAGGUACAAUUUUCUUAGCAGGGCCUCCACUUGUCAAAGCUGCAACUGGUGAAACUGUCAGUGCCGAGGAUUUGGGAGGAGCAGAUCUCCACUGUGGGGUAUCAGGUGUUACGGAUCAUUAUGCCAUGAAUGACAGGCAUGCUCUUCACAUUGCAAGGGAAAUUGUUAAAAGGUUAAAUCACAAAAAGCAAGUUCCGGUGGAUGUAGCGGAUGAAGUCAAACCACCUUUAUACGACCAAGAUGAGAUAUACGGCAUUGUAGGAACCAAUUUAAAAAAAAGUUACGACAUCCGUGAGGUUAUAGCUCGGAUUGUAGAUGGGUCUGAAUUUUCUGAAUUCAAAGCAAGGUAUGGUGAUAGUCUUGUCACUGGGUUUUGCCAUUUAUACGGAUAUCCUGUUGGCAUUAUUGCAAAUAAUGGAGUUCUCUUUUCUGAAUCUGCCCUUAAAGGAGCACAUUUUAUUGAGUUGUGUUGCCAGCGUAAAAUUCCAUUAAUUUUCUUACAAAAUAUAACAGGUUUUAUGGUCGGGAGAGAUGCCGAGGCUGGCGGAAUUGCAAAAAAUGGAGCCAAAAUGGUGACAGCUGUGUCUUGCGCCAGAGUACCCAAAAUAACUGUGCUUGUUGGUGGUUCAUAUGGAGCUGGCAAUUACGGCAUGUGCGGAAGGGCUUAUGGGCCUAGGUUUUUGUACAUGUGGCCUAAUGCGAGAAUUUCUGUAAUGGGAGGGGAGCAGGCAGCUGGUGUUUUAGCCCAAGUCGCCAGAGAUAAAAGAUUAUUAAACAAAAAAGAGUGGACAGAAGAAGACGAAAAAAAGAUAAAGACGCCGAUUAUAGAACAGUUUGAAAGAGAAGGUGAUCCUUAUUUCUCAACAUCCAGACUUUGGGAUGAUGGCAUCAUUGAUCCAAAAGACACAAGGAAAAUCUUAGGGCUCAGCUUGGCAGCUACCAUGAAUGCUCCAAUAGAACAAACACAAUUCGGAGUGUUCAGAAUGUAAAACAAAAAUUUGUCAUGUAAAUGCACAAUCCCAAUCUCCACCAUUUUUGUGCAAAAUCUCUAUUGCAAGCUUUAAAGUUUUUACUCAAAAUUUUUUAGUACCAUGAUAAAAUUAUGAUUGUUAUAAUUUAAGAAAAAUUCAAGUGCCAAUAUUAUUAGUUAUACAAUUUUUUUAAAAAUAAUCUCAUUAAGUUUUAUUUAACUUUAAUUUAACUUAUAUAUAUAUUUUUGAGAAGAUCUGUUAAAAAUGAUUUAUAAAGAAAAACUUGCGAAAAAUCGCCAUGUUAUAAUUGAUUCUGUGAUUUUGGUAUACAUACUUUGUAUACUUAACAAUUGAAUAUAAAUAAAAUUAUGUGUGGCAAGUAAA
Messenger RNA from Cimex lectularius (bed bug), 2162 nucleotides. It is a transcript of the gene Mccc2, whose product is annotated as methylcrotonoyl-CoA carboxylase beta chain, mitochondrial. Gene Ontology annotation, molecular function: methylcrotonoyl-CoA carboxylase activity. Bases 102 to 1796 code for a protein of 564 amino acids. The record is from RefSeq and is a predicted model, not a curated record. Gene Ontology annotation, biological process: L-leucine catabolic process. The transcript has 12 exons. Gene Ontology annotation, cellular component: methylcrotonoyl-CoA carboxylase complex; mitochondrion. Lineage: Eukaryota; Metazoa; Arthropoda; Insecta; Hemiptera; Cimicidae.